Messenger RNA from Dipodomys ordii (Ord's kangaroo rat), 2270 nucleotides. It is a transcript of the gene Tdp1, whose product is annotated as tyrosyl-DNA phosphodiesterase 1. Gene Ontology annotation, biological process: double-strand break repair; single strand break repair. Gene Ontology annotation, molecular function: double-stranded DNA binding; 3'-tyrosyl-DNA phosphodiesterase activity; single-stranded DNA binding. The transcript is spliced from 15 exons. The coding region runs from base 216 to 1991 and encodes 591 amino acids. Gene Ontology annotation, cellular component: nucleus. The record is from RefSeq and is a predicted model, not a curated record. Lineage: Eukaryota; Metazoa; Chordata; Mammalia; Rodentia; Heteromyidae.
GGCGGAGGACUCGCGUGCGAGAUUGGAAACAACUGAGGAAAAUACUUCCACUGAGGGUUCUGCCAGCUUCUGGAAGCCAGCUGGCCCUUCCAUCUUCUGCCGCCUUCAGUGUUUUUCUUCAGUGUUUUGUCAUUCCACCCCAGCCCUAAGGAGUCUGAGGCCAGAGAAUCACCACAAGUUUGACAACAGUGAGGCCUAUUUCAAAAAAAAGCACGAUGACUCAGGAAAGCAGUUACGGGAGGUGGACCAUAUCCAGCAGUGAUGAAAGCGAGGAUGAGAAGCCCCCAGGACCUCCAUUGGAGAAGCCAUGCACAUCUUCUCUCCCCCAUGCUCAGCAGGGAGCCAAGAAUGAGCCAAAAUACACCUGCUCCGAGGCUCGGAAAGCUGCGCACAGAAGACAGACCUCACCUGUGAAAUUCAGCAACACAGAAUCGGUUUCACUUCCCAAGAAGCAGAAGAGUGGUUCCCAGGAAGACCUAGGCUGGUGUCUGUCCAGUAGUGAUGAUGAGCUGCAGCCACGACGGCAGGAGCAGCAGCAGCCUCAGGCCAAGAACAUGGUGGUUAAAGAAGAAAAGGACAUCUCCUCUCCCAAACCUGGUGCUGCCCCCAAAGCCCCAGAUCUUGGCCCUCCUGCUAGCCACAGGCUCAGAGAGGAAAAAGAUGAGUAUGAGACAUCAGGGGAAGGCCAGGACAUUUGGGACAUGCUGGAUAAAGGGAAUCCUUUCCAGUUUUACCUCACUAGAGUCUCAGGAAUUAAGGCGAAGUACAACUGCAAAGCCCUGCACAUCAAGGAUAUUUUAUCUCCUCUAUUUGGGACGCUUGUUUCUUCAGCUCAGUUUAACUACUGCUUUGAUGUGGACUGGCUCAUAAGGCAGUAUCCACCCGAGUUCAGGAAGAAACCAAUCCUGCUUGUGCAUGGCGAUAAACGCGAGGCUAAGGCUCACUUGCAUGCCCAGGCAAAGCCUUAUGGAAACGUUUCCCUCUGUCAGAUUUCAGGGAGCAAGUCGCGUAGCUGGAAAGAAAAUGGCUCCAUAGCUGUCAAUUCUCCAGCCUUGCAUGAAGUUGUUUGCCAGCUUGCGUUAAUUUCGCAUUUUGGCAAGAGCUGUGCCCAUGAGCAUGUUUGUUUGGGAAGAAGCGAUGGGUCAUUGUUUUUGCCCCUGCAGACUCAGUUACAUUUGAAAAUGAUGCUCUUGCUGUAUGAAGAAGGCCUCCGCGUCGUCAUUCACACCUCCAACCUCAUCCGAGAGGACUGGCACCAGAAAACCCAAGGGUUUGUAGUGCCUGCGCACUUCAUGCUUCUGAAGGAACAUGUCUCACCUAUACCUAAAGCUGAGUACUGGCCUAUAGUGGGCCAGUUUUCAAGCAUUGGCUCGUUGGGGGCUGAUGAGUCCAAAUGGUUGUGUUCGGAGUUCAAGGAGAGCUUGGUCACACUGGGGGAGCAAAGCAAAAUGCCAGGAAAAACUGUCACUCCCCUUCAUUUGAUCUAUCCUUCUGUGGAAAACGUGCGGACCAGCUUAGAAGGAUACCCUGCCGGGGGCUCUCUUCCUUACAGCAUCCAGACAGCAGAGAAACAAGGCUGGCUGCAUUCCUACUUUCAUAAGUGGUCUGCUGAGACAGCUGGCCGCAGCAAUGCCAUGCCACAUAUCAAGACAUACCUGAGGACUUCGCCGGACUUCAGCAAAAUUGCCUGGUUCCUUGUCACAAGUGCCAAUCUGUCCAAGGCCGCCUGGGGAGCUCUGGAGAAGAACGGCGCCCAGCUGAUGAUUCGCUCCUACGAGCUCGGUGUCCUUUUCCUCCCUGCAGCCUUUGGCCUGGACAGCUUCAAAGUAAAGGAGAAAUUCUUCUCUGGAAGCCGGGAGCCAACGCCUCCCUUUCCUGUACCAUAUGACCUGCCCCCGGAACUGUAUGGGAGUAAAGAUCGGCCAUGGAUCUGGAAUAUUCCUUACGUCAAAGCACCAGACACACACGGGAACAUGUGGGUACCCUCCUGAUGUCCAGCGCUGUGAGGUCAGGCGAUGCUGAGCCCCUCGCCCCGGGCAUAGAAGAACAUCCAGAACACUGCACAUUGUUCUCACUGGAUCUUCACCUCCCCUAAAAGUCCUAUUUGUACCCACAAAACUGUUUGCAAAAGGUCACUCAGGAACAGAGAUGUCGGUUGUGCUUUUAAUGGCUCAUUCUCAACAUUCUCACUGAAAAUAAGUGUUAUUUUCUUAAUUUCUUUUUCUCUGCUUUGGAGAAUAAGCUAUUAAACUGCAUUGAGUUAAGAAAUG